CAACCGGUGAUGGUGGCGGUGGCGAGUCCCAGAUGUUCGGCAGAAAUGCUCGGUCCACAGAACUGGACUAGCAAUUGAUUGAACCGGAAGCUAUUUCUGCUUGCAGUGUGGCAUAUAGGCAUGGAUUCCCAGGUGAACCAGAACUACCAUGUGGAUUGCGAGGCGGCUGUGAACUGCAUGGUGACUCUGGAGCUUUAUGCCAGCUAUACCUACCUUUCCAUGUCCUACUAUUUUAACCGUGACGAUGUGGCCCUCAAGCAUGUGGCGGCCUUCUUCAACAAAGAGUCCCUCAAGAAGAGGGGAGAUGCGGAGAAGUGGUUGAAGUAUCAGAACCAACGAGGCGGGUACAUCAUCUUGCAGGACAUUCGGAAACCAGAGAAGGAUGAAUGGGAGAACAGCCUCGUAGCCUUCCAGAAUGCCUUGCGGCUGGAGGAAAUCUUGAACCAAGCUCUCCUGGACUUGCACAACAUGGCUCUGCAGAAAGGGGAUCCGCAUAUGUGUGACUUCCUAAAGUCCUUUUUGGAGGAGGAAGUGAAGGCCAUCAAGCAACUGGGAGACCACAUUUCAAACCUGCAACGCCUUGAGGUGCCCCAGAACGGCUUAGGAGAGCACCUGUUUGACAAACACAGCCUAGGAGAUGGCAGAUGAAUUUGCAGAUGACAGCUGUAAUCUGCAGUUAAGAUCUAUGAUCAUCCGUUAUUUGUU
Molecule: messenger RNA, 705 nt
Organism: Sceloporus undulatus (fence lizard)
Lineage: Eukaryota; Metazoa; Chordata; Lepidosauria; Squamata; Phrynosomatidae
Product: ferritin heavy chain A-like
Exons: 4
Coding region: 121-648 (175 amino acids)
Biological process (GO): iron ion transport; intracellular iron ion homeostasis
Cellular component (GO): cytoplasm
Molecular function (GO): ferric iron binding; ferrous iron binding
Source: RefSeq, a predicted model, not a curated record